UUUUAUUUCCCCAAUUUUCAAUUCAUAGUCAGCAAUUCUGAAUUGUCAAAUUCACCCGCUACCUUUUCCCGUGUACGAACGAAUCCAAUCCACCAAAUCGGCGGCGACGCCUCCGCUCUGUCUCGAAACCACAGAUCUGCGGCGGAACCGCCGUCUCCGACUAUCUCCGAUUGAUCUUCCGGUAAAGUGGACCGGAGAUGCCGGUUGCCGCUUCCGCCAUUUACUUCCUCAACCUCCGCGGCGACGUUCUCAUCAACCGCCUCUAUCGCGACGAUGUCGGGGGAAAUAUGGUGGAUGCUUUUAGGACGCAUAUUAUGCAAACGAAGGAGCUUGGUACUUGCCCAGUGAGGCAGAUUGGUGGAUGCUCUUUCUUUUACAUGAGGAUCAGUAAUGUCUACAUUGUCAUUGUUGUCAGCAACAACGCCAAUGUCGCUUGCGCUUUCAAGUUUGUUGUUGAGGCUGUUGCAUUGUUCCGAUCAUACUUUGGUGGAGCUUUUGACGAGGAUGCAAUUCGCAAUAAUUUUGUACUCAUUUAUGAGCUCCUAGAUGAAAUUAUGGACUUUGGUUACCCACAAAAUCUUUCACCAGAGAUCUUAAAGCUUUAUAUCACUCAGGAAGGAGUGCGUUCCCCAUUUUCAUCAAAGCCCACAGAUAGACCUGUUCCAAAUGCAACUUUACAAGUUACUGGUGCUGUUGGUUGGCGGAGAGAAGGGCUUGUGUACAAAAAGAAUGAGGUCUUCCUGGAUAUUGUGGAAAGUGUAAAUCUUCUAAUGUCUUCAAAAGGUAGUGUUCUGCGUUGUGAUGUCACUGGGAAGAUUCUCAUGAAGUGCUUUCUUUCUGGAAUGCCUGAUUUAAAGUUGGGUUUGAAUGACAAGAUUGGUCUUGAGAAAGAAGCACAACUUAAAUCCCGUCCUACUAAAAGUGGUAAAAGUAUCGAGCUUGAUGAUGUCACUUUCCAUCAAUGUGUAAAUUUGACAAGGUUCAACUCAGAGAAGACAGUUAGUUUUGUACCACCUGAUGGUGAAUUUGAACUAAUGAAGUAUCGUAUAACUGAGGGAGUUAAUCUUCCGUUCAAAGUAUUGCCAACCAUCAAGGAACUUGGUCGAUCACGGAUAGAAGUGAACGUUAAGGUAAAGAGUGUUUUUGGUGCAAAAAUGUUUGCACUUGGGGUUGUAGUCAAGAUUCCUGUUCCAAAACAAACAGCAAAAACAAAUUUCACAGUUACAUCUGGCCGGGCAAAAUACAAUGCUUCUAUUGAUUGUUUGGUUUGGAAGAUUAGAAAAUUCCCUGGGCAGACUGAGUCAACCUUAAGUGCAGAAGUUGAACUUAUUUCCACAAUAACAGAAAAGAAAUCUUGGACUAGACCACCAAUUCAGAUGGAGUUUCAGGUUCCCAUGUUCACAGCAUCUGGUUUACGUGUUCGUUUCCUCAAGGUGUGGGAGAAGAGUGGGUACAAUACCGUUGAGUGGGUUCGUUACAUUACAAAAGCUGGAUCCUACGAGAUUAGGUGCUAGACAGAGUUUGUAUUACUGGAUGGAGAAUGAAGCAAAAUCCCGAAUAAGCCGCAGUUCAGGCUAGUCAUCCUAGUUUUCGUAUUGUAUUAAACAUGUAAUGAAAGGUUCAGGAGUUACUCAAUGUGCUGUCAGUAUGAUUUUUUGUGUGAAAAUCUGUUUUUAAUAUUUUUGUUCCAAAAGGCCAGCUUGUUAUUGGAACCUGAAGUUGAGUGUUCUCUUGUAAACUUUGUAUUUUGUUCUUAUAUCUCUUUUUAUAUAAAACAUCAUUUAUUGUAAUGAUAAUAUUUAUUGAGUGAUGAUUCAUUGAAUUUUUUCGUGUU
This is a messenger RNA of Glycine soja, 1834 nucleotides long. RefSeq names its product AP-2 complex subunit mu. The record is from RefSeq and is a predicted model, not a curated record. NCBI's taxonomy places the organism in Eukaryota, Viridiplantae, Streptophyta, Magnoliopsida, Fabales, Fabaceae. Gene Ontology annotation, biological process: endocytosis; intracellular protein transport. Gene Ontology annotation, cellular component: cytoplasmic vesicle; clathrin adaptor complex. The transcript has 13 exons. The coding region runs from base 198 to 1514 and encodes 438 amino acids.